AUGAGUAUGCUAAAACCAAGUGGGCUUAAGGCCCCUACUAAGAUCAAUAAGCCUGGAUCUUCAGCCUUGAAGACACCGGCUGCUGCUCCAGCUCCAGUAGAAAAGGCAAUAUCCACUGAUAAAACAUCAAGUACACCAUCCCCUGAGACUCAUGAAGAGUUUGUGGAUGACUUUCGAGUUGGGGAACGUGUUUGGGUCAAUGGCAACAAGCCUGGAUUCAUCCAGUUUCUUGGAGAAACACAGUUUGCACCAGGCCAGUGGGCUGGAAUUGUGUUGGAUGAACCAAUUGGCAAGAAUGAUGGCUCAGUGGCAGGAGUUCGGUAUUUCCAGUGUGAACCUUUGAAGGGCAUAUUUACAAGGCCUUCGAAGCUGAUGAGGAAAUUGCUAACUGAUGAUGAAGCCAAUGGUACACAGGCUGCUCCUGCUUCUGGAGCCACAUCCCCUCUCCCCACUACCAUGAUCAGUGUAGCGCCCUCAUCUCCAGCUGCGCCUUCCUCAUCCAGUAUACCCCAUAAAAUUUCCCAGCCCACAGCUAAGGAACCUUCUCAUCAGAUCAGCAACCUCACCAAAACUGCCAGUGAAUCCAUCUCCAACCUUUCAGAAGCUGGGUCCAUAAAGAAAGGAGAAAGAGAGCUGAAAAUUAAUGAUCGUGUCUUGGUUGGUGGCACAAAAGCUGGGGUAGUACGAUUUCUUGGGGAGACAGACUUUGCCAAAGGAGAAUGGUGUGGCGUGGAGUUGGAUGAACCUCUUGGAAAGAACGAUGGAGCAGUUGCUGGAACAAGGUAUUUUCAGUGUCAACCCAAAUAUGGUUUGUUUGCUCCUGUCCAUAAAGUGACAAAGAUUGGCUUCCCUUCUACAACACCAGCCAAAGCCAAGGCUGCCGCUGUGAGGAAAGUGAUGGCGACCCCAGGCAGCCUGAAGCGUAGCCCCUCGGCCUCUUCUCUCAGCUCCCUGAGCUCUGUGGCCUCCUCCGUAAGCAGCAAGCCCAGUCGUACAGGAUUAUUGACUGAAACUUCUUCAAGAUAUGCCAGGAAGAUCUCCGGCACCACUGCCCUCCAAGAGGCUCUGAAGGAGAAGCAGCAGCACAUCGAACAGCUGCUGGCUGAAAGGGACCUAGAGAGGGCGGAGGUGGCAAAAGCAACAAGCCAUGUGGGGGAAAUAGAGCAGGAACUAGCUCUGGCUCGGGAUGGACAUGAUCAGCAUGUCCUGGAAAUGGAAACAAAGAUGGACCAGCUUCGAGCUAUGGUGGAAGCUGCUGAUAGGGAGAAGGUGGAGCUUCUUAACCAACUAGAAGAAGAGAAAAGGAAGGUUGAAGACCUUCAGUUCAGAGUGGAGGAGGAAUCUAUUACCAAAGGCGAUCUUGAGGUGGCUACAGUUUCAGAAAAGUCUCGUAUUAUGGAACUAGAAAGAGACUUAACAUUACGAAUAGAGGAAGUAGCUGAGCUUCGAAAAAAUUUGGAGUCCUGUAAGCCAGCUGGUGAUGUGGACACUUCACUCUCUCUUUUGCAAGAGAUAAGCUCUUUGCAGGAAAAAUUGGAAGCCACGCAUGUAGACCACCAACAUGAAAUAAAUUCUCUUAAGGAAUGUUUUGGAGCCACAGAAGAAAGUCAUCAGAAGGAAGUGAAGGCACUUCAUGCAGCAUCUGAAAAGCUCACAAAGGAGAAUGAGUCUUUGAAAAGCAAGCUUGAUCAUGCUAACAAGGAGAACUCUGAAGUGAUAGCUCUGUGGAAGUCAAAAUUAGAAUCUGCUAUUGCUUCACACCAGCAGGCAAUGGAAGAGCUCAAAGUCUCAUUUAGCAAAAGUGUUGGGACUGAAACAGCAGAAUUUGCUGAGCUAAAAACACAGAUUGAAAAAUUGAAACUAGAAUAUCAGGAUGAAAUAGAGAGUUUGAAAAGCAAACAAGACUCUGAAAGGUCUGCUCAUGCUAAAGAAAUGGAAAUCCUGAAGGCUAAGCUAAUGAAAAUCAUUAAAGAGAAGGAGCAAAGUUUAGAAGGCCUCAAAUUCCAGCUGGAAAAAGCAGAAGACCAGCAUCUAGUGGAGAUGGAAGACACGUUAAACAAAUUGCAGGAAGCGGAAUUAAAGGUAAAAGAGCUAAAGGUACUGCAAGCGAAAUGCAAUGAACAAACCAAGGUUAUUGAUAAUUUUACAUCGCAGCUCAAGGCUACUGAAGAAAAACUCUUGGACCUUGAUGCACUUUGGAAAGCCAAUUCCGAAGGUAAAUUGGAAAUGGAAAAACUUAGCCAGCAGCUUGAGGCAGCCGAGAAACAAAUUAAAAACUUAGAGAUGGAAAAAAUUGCCACAAGUGGCAAGGCUAGUCACAUAACAAAAGAACUACAGGGGAAAGAGUUAAAGCUCAUUAAUCUUCAGAAAAAUUUGAGUGAAGUAAGUCAAGUGAAAGAUGAUUUGGAAAAAGAGCUUCAGAUUUUGAAAAAACAGUUUGCAGAUGCUUCGGAGGAGUCAGUGUCUAUUCAACAAAAAAUGCAAGAAACACUAAAUAAACUACACCAUAAAGAAGAACAAUUUAGUGCUCUGUCCUCUGAUCUGAAGAAGUUGAAAUAUAAUUUGUCAGAUAUGGAAGAGAAAUUUAAAGAGAAGGAUGAAAGAGAACAGCAGUUAACGAAGGUAAAGGAAAAACUAGAAAGUGAAAUUGCAGAAAUCAUGAAGAUGUCGGGAGAUAAUUCUUCCCAGUUGACAAGAAUGAAUGAAGAACUUAGGCUGAAAGAUAAAUUUGUGGAAGAAUUACAGUUCCAGCUUUCAAAAGCAACUGAUGAAGCAGCCCUUCUACAGAAAAGUAUUGGAGAAGUGACUCUUAAAGCUGAGCAGGAUCAGAAGAAUGUAAUUGCAAAGCAUGAAGAAGAAAAGAGGGAAUUGCAGAAGAAAGUUUUAGAUCUGGAAAGGCAAGUUGAGGUAAGCCUCAAGCAGUGCAAGGAUCUCCAGGCAAAGCAUGAAAAAGCCAAUUCUGAGACAGUCAAACAACAUGAAGCAACUCUGCAUAGUCUGAAGAAUACCCUGCUGGAUACUGAGGGGACCCUGAAGGAGGCCCAAAGGAAGAACAGUGAUUUACUGAAGGAGUUGGAAGAACUGAAAAAACAAGCUGACAAAGCCAAAUCUCUAACUUAUUUGUUAGCAUCAACCAAAAAAGAGAUUGAACUAAUGUCAGAAGAGAUGAGGGGUCUGAAAUCAGAGAAGCAGCUUCUUGCAGAGGAGGGAAAUGCUUUAAAGUUAGACAAAGGUUCACUUUUAUCAAAGCUUAUAGAGGUGGAGGCCAAGAUGGCUUUACUGCAGGAAGACCAGCAAAAGUUGUGGUUAAUAAAUGAAGAACUCAAUUUGGAAAAGGAAAAGAUCCUAGAAGAAAAGCAUGACAUAGAAAAGUUGUUUCAGGAAGAACAUCUCAGCAAAGAAGAUUUAGCUGUUGAGAGAGAGAAAUUGCUUGAAGAAAUCAAUAUUGCACAGGAAGAAUUCUUGAAGAUAAAUGUAGAAAAUGAUAGCUUGCAAGCUUCCAGGAAAAGCUUGCAGGCCCUUGUAGAAGACCUUCAGAAACAUAAUAAUUCCUUAAUUGCUGAAUCCCAGAAAAGUCAUAAGGAAAAUAUUGAACUAGAUAAUCAGCUGAAGAAGCUCACUAUUGAAAAUAUUUCUUUGGCCAAAAAUAAGGAUGACAUUGUCCUAAAGCUUCAGAACUCCUUUGAAGAACUGGCCAGAGAGCAAAAAAGCUUGGUACAAGAAGUUGAACAGCUCACAAAUGAAAAGAAGUCAUACUUGGAAAAGCAGUCAAGCCUUAACACUUUAUGCACAGCCUUAAAAAAGGAGAAAGAUGAUCUUCUUCAGAGCAACAAGGAUCUCCAGAGUGAGAAAGAUGAACUACUCAAGAAACAAGAGAAGCUGAAUGUUGGCCUGGAAGCUGUUCUCCAUGACAAGCAGGUUCUCAGUAUGGAGAUUAGUAGACUGCAGACACAGCUGGAUGACUCUAAUAAAUUGCUCAAAGAUGCUGAGAAAGUGGCUGUAGAGCUUCAGUCUUCAAAAGCAAGUCUCAUGAAAUUUCUGGAAGAAAUUAAAACCAGUAGGGAGGUUACAGACUCUGAAUGUAUCCAUCUUCUGCAAGAAAAGGAAACUUUGACUUCAACUCAGAGUAGGCUCUUGCUUGAAAAUGAAGAACUCCUAAAUGAAAAUAAAAUCCUCACCGAAAAGCUCGUCAAGUGCUCAGAAGAGUCUACUCACAAAGAGAUCUCACUGAAUGAGAAGAUUGGUUUCCUGACUGCUGAGAAGGAAGUGGCUUGUCAGAAGUCCUUAAAGCUAAAAAAGCAGCUAGAUGGUCUCCUCAAAGAAACAUCAUUGUUAGAAACAAAAAAUGCAAGUUUGGUUCAAGAAAGAGAGACUUCAUUCAAAGCCAUGGGUGACCUUAAAAGGAAAUAUGAUCAAGAAACUGCCAAUAGAAAAAUCAUUGUUCAAGAGAAAAUGAAACUUCUUAAUGGUAUUGAGGCUUUGAAGAAGGAGCUUCAGGAGAAACAAAAAGAAUGCCAGGAACUAUUGACCACCAAAUAUAACCUUUCUUUGAUGCUGGAAGAGGUUGAGGGAGCCAAAACAAAUUUAGAAAAGGAACAUAGUGACCUGUUGGAAACCAAAGAGAGUUUGGAUGUUCAACUAAAGACUUGCUGUUCUGAAAAAGAUAUCUUGCUUAAGGAUGGGUAUUGCCUGCAAGAAGAUUGUCAGAAAUUAAAUGAAGAAAUUGGUGAGGUGCAGCAGACCUUAAUCCUAGAAAGAGAAGCAAGAAAUCAGGAGAAGGAGAGUUCUUUGACAGAAAAUAACAGACUACAAGAUCAAAUUAUGCUGUUGCAACAGGAAUUAGACAAAUUAACACUUUGCAAUAAAGAACUGCAGUCUGAGAACCUAAUCCUGGCCCAGGAGAAAGGAAAAUCAGAGCAACAAGUUGUGAAAAUUGUUAAGGAAAAGGAAGCUUUGAGUGCAGAGACUGCUCAGCUUGCUUCCAAAAUAGACAGUCUUAAAAAUGAUUUUGCUUCCUUGACCAAAUCCAAGUCAGAGUUGCAAGACCUACACAGCUGCCUCACCAAGAUACUGGAAGAUCUCCGGCUAAGCCAUGAAGUGACCACUGCUGAGAGAACUAAGUUAAUACAAGAGAACAAGAACCUUCUUGCUGACCACAAAGAAGUCAUGCUGAAGAAGGAAGAGCUCCUGAAGGAGUUGAGGGAGAAGGAGACGCUGGCAGAGAACUACUUUACUCUCCAGAAAGAGAUUGGUCAGUUGGCCAAAACCAACAGUAAUAUUUCAGCAAACCUCCUAGAAUCACAAAGUGAGAAUCGGAUCUUGCGAAAAGACAAGAGCAAGCUUACUCUGAGAAUUAGAGAGCUAGAGACCCUUCAGUCCUACACGGUUGCUCAAACAGCAGAAGAUGCUAUGCAGCUAAUGGAACAGAUGACCAAAGAAAAGACAGAGACUCUCGCUUCCUUGGAAGAUACCAGACAAACCAAUGAAAAACUGAAAAAUGAAUUGGAUGCACUUAAAGAAAACAACUCAAAAAAUGUUGAAGAAUUGAACAAAUCAAAGGAACGCCUGACAGUAGAGAACCAAAAAAUGGAGGAAUUCAGGAAAGAAAUAGAAGCCUUGAAGCAGGCAGCAGCUUGGAAGUCCCAACAGCUUUCAGCGUUGCAGGAGGAGAACCUGAAACUUACGGAGGAGCUGGGAAGAAGCAGAGAGGAGGUCACGAGUAACCAAAAGCUGGAGGGAGAGAGAUCUGUACUCAAUAACCAGCUUUUAGAGAUGAAAAAGAGAGAAUUCGUGUACAAAGCAGACCCUGAUGAAGAGCGAGCCUCCUUACAGAAGUCCAUCAGUAUCACUAGUGCCUUGCUCACAGAGAAAGAUGCAGAGCUGGAAAAACUCAGAAAUGAGGUCACUGUGCUCAGGGGAGAGAACGCUUCUGCCAAGUCUUUGCAUUCAGUCGUUCAGUCAUUAGAAUCGGACAAGGUGAAGCUUGAGCUAAAGGUGAAGAACUUGGAGCUGAAACUGAAAGAAAACAAGAGGCAAUUGAGUGGCUUUGGAGGUAAUUCUGAAGAGGAAGAAAGCGCUCAAGAGAGUCAGAUUGAUUUCCUGAAUUCAGUAAUAGUGGAUCUUCAGAGGAAGAAUCAAGACUUAAAGAUGAAGGUUGAAAUGAUGUCUGAAGCCGCUCUCAACGGGAAUGAUCUGCACAACUAUGACAGUGAUGACCAGGAGAAACAGUUCAAAAAGAAACCUCGCCUGUUCUGUGAUAUCUGUGACUGCUUUGACCUCCACGACACUGAGGACUGUCCUACUCAGACCCAGGUGCCAGAGGAUCCUCCCCACUCCACACACCAUGGCAGCCGGAGCGAAGAGCGCCCCUACUGUGAGAUCUGUGAGAUGUUUGGGCACUGGGCAACCAACUGUAAUGAUGACGAGACUUUCUGAUGCCCCUCCACGCCAGCGAUGUUAUCUUUUCAGAUGCACUCACACUUGGACAGUGUAACACCAGCAUUUUGUGUGUGCAGACUUCAGGAAAAUUCACAUUAUUUUUUGACCCCUUCAGCAAAUCUAAAAAGAAAAAAAUAUUUUGCUCUUCCGUGAACAACCCUUUUUAUUCUUUCUUCGAGCUAAAGUUGAAAUAAUAAAUAGGUGAGUUGUCACCUCUUAUCUGUCUUCUUUAUGUGUUUGAUAUUUAAUAAGACAUUUGCACCAGAUGCCAUUAUGUUAAUUAUCCAUAGGGAAACCUCAUGGAACAGAGAACUAUCCUUAUGUUAUCUUAUUUAAAUAAAACUUAAAAUUAUGCUGUUAAUUUUCAUAUUUGCACUAAAAUGUUUCAAGGCUGCAUUUGUACAUUUAGAUUUUUUUAAAAAUAGCUUUGACACUGGAAUGAGUUGAAAAAAAUGUCCCCUCUUACAUUUUCAUCUACUCAUUUGAAAUGUUUUAUUCUUGAUCAAAGAAUUCAUGAGCUCUGUGUGCUGCACCACGUGGAUGUCAGUGGUGCCUUUAUUUCAGGCUUGAUGUGUUGUGUAAAUAUGAAAUCAUGAAGCAGGGAAAGGGAAGGGAGGACCCCUUGGAGUUGCUGGGAGGACAACUUAGGACCUGGAGGCUGCCUA
Gracilinanus agilis (Agile Gracile Mouse Opossum) is the source of this 7103-nucleotide messenger RNA. It is a transcript of the gene CLIP1, whose product is annotated as CAP-Gly domain containing linker protein 1. The record is from RefSeq and is a predicted model, not a curated record. Gene Ontology annotation, biological process: positive regulation of microtubule polymerization; cytoplasmic microtubule organization. NCBI's taxonomy places the organism in Eukaryota, Metazoa, Chordata, Mammalia, Didelphimorphia, Didelphidae. The coding region runs from base 1 to 6435 and encodes 2144 amino acids. Gene Ontology annotation, molecular function: microtubule plus-end binding. Gene Ontology annotation, cellular component: nucleus; cytoplasm; microtubule plus-end. The transcript has 24 exons.